GAAUAGGUGUCAAUUCUAUUGAUACUGACGGAUCGUAUAAUCAUGCGGUUCCUAUCAUUUGAAUACAAACAGUCAUGUUCUGUAGGUAACGAAUAAAAUCAUGGAAACGUAUAACUCUAUUUAAUAAUGGGUAAAUGCCAAGUUUGUUCACUGAAUUUAUUAAAAUGUGUAGUGUUUAGUCACUGAAAAAAUUAAUAUCAAUUUUGGGCACUCGAGUUACUGAAACAAUCCACAUUUAGUCACUCUCCGUUAGUCUCCAUCCAACUCCGUUAAUGGAGUCCGUUAUGUGUUGACAUGACUAACGAAAUCUCCUAGUCAGUGUCAUUUUGGGAUGGAAAUGGUGAAACCAGACUUGCCGCGUCAUAUGCCCAACCCAUUAACCCAACCCGACCCAUGAACCCAACCCAUGAACCAAACCCUAAAAUGCAAAAUAGUUUCAGUGAUUCCAUUCUCCUUCCUCUCGAUCCCUACUCCCUUGACCCCUUUGUUUCAGUUUCUCCUUAGAAGUCCUUCUCUUAUGUUCUUCAUCUGAGAAGCAAGGGAAUCGCCAUCCAAGUCACUCUUUCUACCCACUUUCUCUUCUGUCCUCCAAGAAGCUCUCUAUUUGAACCAGCAAAAGAUUAACAAUAUUCACCACCAAUCGCCACAAACCCAGAAAAGAAUCGGUACAAACCGACCUGGUAGUCCUAACUAUUUGCGUUGCCAAUCUCGAGAAGGAGGAACGCUUCUUACUCUGGUUUCAUCCAUGUAUCAACGGAAGGAUGAUGGAGAGAUCGAGAUGGAAGUUCUGGGCUCUCCUUUCACGAAACCCAGAUCUACCAUAAGAAAGGAAGAAGAUGUUGUUGGGCGUAAAUGUUGACUGCACCGAUUGGGAUCUUCAGAUGUUGGAUAUAGGGAGUAUUUUGAUCGAAUCUUAGACACCGCCGCCGCCACUUCUCUUAACUCCAAUUGACUAGAACCUAAACAUGCCGACCCACCAAGAUGAUCUUGACCUUCUUCUUUCACUUCAGGACCAAGACUUCCCUGAGCUCACUAAAAAUUCCCAGGUAAACUGUAACACCAUAGACCGGCUGGCCACUACUUUUACCAAAAUACCCUUAAUAUUAGUCAAAUAGUGAAUGCAUAAAAGACACAUUAACAUCAUUCGAAAAUACAAGGAAAAUCCAUCUUAAAAUAGUAUUCAAACAUAAUCCUCAUUAAGUCUCAAGUCCACCAACAAUACAUAAACUUAAAUAAGUUCCGCUGGAAGCUCUUCGGGUCACUAACCCUUGUGAUGACAUCUUGGGCAGCAACUAUGUCCUUGCAUUUGAUCUCGAUACUCUUGAUUCCCUGCAGAUCUUGAGUGCGGGCGUUGGGGUCAGUCCUAAUCCUAGUUUCGCUUUAAUGGCGGAAAGCUUGUAAUAACAUGCUUGAAUAAAUAAUAAAUAUGCUCAUGCAAUGCAUAGUAUGUUAUUCGUAUUAUUUCAUAUAAAAGGGGCCCCGAACUCGACUCAACUAGCACACCGACCGACACCGAUCGUAACAUAUAUAUAUGUGAGCUUCCACCUAAUGGGAAGACACAUCUUAAUCAUAGACUUCCACCUAGUGGGAAGUAAGGUAACCACGUGCUAUCUAAGCAACUGGCCGGCACCAACAUAACUUAUCAUAAUCAUAAACUUCCACCUAGCGGGAAGUAAGGUGGCCGCGUGUUGCUAGUCGAGCAAGUAGUUAAAAACGUAUUCUUACUUAAUAGCUUGGUAACUUGGAACGUAAGUCCAUAACUUGCUUGAAACAUAAUCUUGUAUCUUCUUAUUUAAAACGUAACUUCAUGAUGGAAUGCAAUGCCAUGCUUACUGAACAUAAGUAAACUUACCUUGAACAUACACAUAGAGCAUAACUUAAUUAAAUGGCAUAUUUAGAUAAAUUAAAGCGAAAUACUAACUAGCCCCCCUCAAACCAGACACCUUAUUUAGUCAAGCCGUUUACAACUUGAAGAUUGGUACCCUUCACUUGGGUGAUCGCCUCUUGAUCCUAUCGCGAAAAUAGAGGUUAGAUCAGUUUGAUGUCGGGUUCUUAGCGACGGGUUUCUCGACUUGGAGCUACUUUGCAAUAUGUGCAAAGUAUGGUAUAUUAAUGUACCCAUUAAUUUAUCAUACUAACAACUUUAAGCAGCCAAUUUAAUUGCUUGGCAAAUGUGCCUAAUUCACUUACCUAGCUGGAUUCAGGAAGCAUAAUAUAACACAUUUUACCUUAUUGAAUAAACUAGCAAAUUUACCCCUUAACAUAUUAUCUUCUAGUAAUUUGUCAAAACAUUCUACCAGCAACGCUAAUAAUUUGCUAACUAAUCACUUAGAUAUGUUCACCUAUCAACUUGUUUAAAGAACCACUCAACAACAUAAUUCAUCAAAUUAUCGAUCGGGUUGAUUAACUAAAUUUUCACAUUACUUUAACCAUCUCAAAUUAAAUCAUUGCAUCAAUUGCUAAGUUAAUUAAGUGAUGACAUUCUACUCCAUACACUAAUAUAAUUACCUAUUAAUUAUCUUAACCAAAGUAAUUUAUUGGUUACACAUUUAAUCGACCUAAACUACUCCAAUUAACCAUAUAUAAUUGACGUGUAUUAACUUAAGAAUCUAAAUAGCAACUGCUCCAGGUCCUUUAGUAACGGCCACAAAUCGGUCACUAAAACACAUUGCUAACCGUCCCCAAAGGGCUACCGCUAGUUCUUAUGGGGUUAGCUUUUAGUGACGGUUGAAAGACCAUUGUUAAAAACCUGAAAUCCGGUCGCUAAUCUCCUAGGAUUCUACUAACUCGUAUAACCCACACGAAUGUCGAACUCAAUUUAAGGGAUCAGGCCUCCUUACCUCGUAUGCGUUCCUAGACCUAGAUUCCAGUCAGUGGGACCUUAGUUUCCUUGCUUAAAUCGUCAUUCGAUCCCCCGUACCUUUUGUCGUCAAAGCAACGGCGAAGACAACCAUGGUUAGUACAUAUAGAGCUUUGAAGCUUGAAGAGUGUUGGGGUUUUGUCAUUCUUACCUACUAGUCUCUAUAGGGAGUGGAAGAUACGAAGGGAAUCGACACUAGCUAGUAGUGUAGCUUCUCCGGAACGACAAUGAUCGGGUGAUGUGGCCGGCGAUGCGGCGGAAAAGAUGACGGAAGGGACGAGGGCUAGAGCUUUCGUUAGCCUCCUCCUCCUGUUGGCGGUGGAAACGAUGAUGAUUGGGGAUAAAUGGAGUGGCUUCUCUAAUGAUGAUGAUGAUGACGGUCGGGAGGCUAUGGCGGAAGGGAGCGAUUGGAAGGAGGGGGUGAACGUGAUGAUGAUGGGAGGAAGAAAUGGCGUUUCUGGAGAGCAAUAACGAUGGAGUCGUGGGGAGGUAGCUGGGUUGUUCUCUUGUGUGCGGUCGGAGGAAGAAAACGAUUUGCUUUAUGGAAGGAAGGGGAUCGAUUUGCAUCAUUGAGGGAGCACUGACACUGCUCCAACUGUAUCACUCCAUCCCUAAUAAUUCCUCAGCCACUCACGUUUAUUGGCAUGGGUCGGGUUAUUACAUAAACCCUCAACUUUCUCCUUCUCUUAAAUUCUUCGAAUUCGGCUUGAAUCGCUUGUUUGAUUGAGUUUUGAUACCGACUUUGCUAAAUGUAGGACUUGUAUCUGACGACGAAGGUUAGUCCAGGCAAAGAAGAGAGGGGAAAGGCGCUUACACACGAAGAAGAAGGAGGAGGAGGAGGAGGUCUAGGGGGUCGCAUGGCUGGCUCCAUUCCUCCCUGGUCUCAGACGACUUCCAUGAAAAUAGAAGAGGAAUAGACAAGGGAUCGGGAGGAAGGAGAAACGAAGAACUGAAAGUGGCCCAUUUGCUAUUUUCAUUUUAGGAUUUAAGUGUUCAUGGGUGGGUUGGGUUAGCUGACAUGGCGUGUUUGCUGAUGUGACAGGUUGGGUUUCACUAUUUCCCGCCCAAAACGACGAUGACUAGGCGAUUCCGUUAGCUAUGUCAGCAUAUGAUGGACUCAAUAAACGGAGUGAGACGGAAACUAACGGAGAAUGACUAAAUAUAGACUAUUUCAGUAAUUCGAGUGACUAUUAUUGAUAUUAAAAAAAAUUCCAAAUAUAUUCGCCUAAUUAAUGUUGUUUUUCUCAAAUAUUUGCUGGUUUAUUUGGAAGCACAGGAAUGAUCACAUAUUCAAAGGGGGCAGAAUCUCCAAACCCACCUUGAUCAUUUACAUUCUCACUAAGGCAAAAGAUUAGAGCAAGUCUUGGAAGGGAUGCAGAGCUAUCAUAUCCUCCUUGACAAGUCCAAAUAGAGAAGAGCAACUUGUUGGGUGGACUCCUCCGCCUGCAGGGUGGUUAAAACUUAAUACUGACGGAGCAUCUCAGGGAAACCCAGGUAUGGCAACAGCAGGUGGUUGUAUUCGCGACAAAGGCGGUGACUGGGUAGGUGGUUUCUGCUGCAAAAUUGGCUCCGGGACUGCGAUUUUAGCAGAGUUGUGGGGUAUUCAUCAAGGUCUUGAAUACGCUUGGAAAAAAGGGGCUAAGCUCUUAAUAUUAGAAACAGACUCCAAACUGGCAGUGGAAUUGAUUACCAAAUGUACAUAUCAGAUCCAUCCUCAUGCCAUGCUUUUGAAUGCUAUUCGGAGGCUUCUUGCUCAGAACUGGAUUGUUCGUCUUGUUCAUACGUAUCGCGAAGGGAAUAGAGUCGCGGACUAGCUCUCGAAGCACAGUCUCGUCUAUCCUUUCGGUACGCAUGAACUAGACGAGCUGCCGGUAAAAGUGAAUCGGAUUUUACGGGAAGACAUUGUCGGCGUUAGCUUCUCGAGACAGACUGAUAUUGAGGAUUAGAGAAUCUCUACCAAUAGGCUGGCUGCUGGGCUGUUGGCCCCUGUAAUUUGAAUCUUGGCAUUUUUGCCUCCCUUUAUUAAAAAAAAUCUAGAUCAAAGAAAACAUGAUUAGGCAA
This is a messenger RNA of Linum trigynum, 4921 nucleotides long. NCBI's taxonomy places the organism in Eukaryota, Viridiplantae, Streptophyta, Magnoliopsida, Malpighiales, Linaceae. The record is from the annotation of a GenBank genome assembly.